UCAAAUCUCUCUAGCUUUACUUAAACAACCAAGGCAUUUACUUCCCCAAAAUAAAUAAAUUUCUAAUUCUAGCUUUAUUUUAAUUGAACUUUAUAUAGCAUAUACAAAAUCAAAAUCAAAAUCAAAAUCAAUGGCUUCAAGAAUCUUCUUCUCACUUUGUUUGGUAUUGGCGUUUGCGCUUUUCACUGAAGCAAAAGAUCACCCUGUGGGAGGUACAUCAGAUGCUUGGAAAGUUCCUUCUCAACCAGAUUCUCUCAACAAAUGGGCUGAAAGAAGCAGGUUCCAAGUUGGUGAUAAUCUUGUGUGGAAGUAUGACAGCAAGAAAGACUCGGUGUUGCAAGUGACAAGGGAGGCAUACUUGAACUGCAACACGAGCAGCCCAAUAGCGGAGCACAAGGAAGGAGAAACCAAGGUACAAUUGGAGAAAUCAGGGGCAUACUACUUCAUCAGUGGAACACAGGCUAACUGUCAGAAGGGAGAGAAGGUGAUUGUGGUUGUUAUGGGAGCUCGAAGCAGGCGGUCUGGUGCUGAUUCUCCAGCUCUUGCUCCUUCUCCUUCUCCUUCUCCGAAUUCAGAAGCUGAGGCUCCUACAGUUGCUCGUACAAAUGCUGCUUCUGGCCUCAAGAGUGGGGUCAUGGUUGUUGUUGGGAUCUUGGCUGGGUUUCUUAUGAUGUGAGAUCUGAGUUUUUUUUUUUGUGAGAUAGCAACAAUUAUAUUACUUGGGAUAAAGAAAUGUUAGUCCAUAUAAGGCAAAAUCUUUGGAUUUUCCUUGUUUUUUUUUUUGUUUCAAUCUGGUUUCAGAUCAUGUAGUUUUCUAAUUGUUCGAUCUGCUCAUAUUAAUUAAAAUUUAUUCUUUAUUUGUUUUA
Molecule: messenger RNA, 866 nt
Organism: Spinacia oleracea (spinach)
Lineage: Eukaryota; Viridiplantae; Streptophyta; Magnoliopsida; Caryophyllales; Amaranthaceae
Product: early nodulin-like protein 13
Exons: 2
Coding region: 131-676 (181 amino acids)
Cellular component (GO): plasma membrane
Molecular function (GO): electron transfer activity
Source: RefSeq, a predicted model, not a curated record